This is a messenger RNA of Aspergillus pseudonomiae, 2359 nucleotides long. RefSeq names its product WD40 repeat domain-containing protein. The transcript has a single exon. The coding region runs from base 299 to 2170 and encodes 623 amino acids. Gene Ontology annotation, cellular component: anaphase-promoting complex. The record is from RefSeq and is a predicted model, not a curated record. Gene Ontology annotation, biological process: anaphase-promoting complex-dependent catabolic process; positive regulation of anaphase-promoting complex-dependent catabolic process; positive regulation of ubiquitin protein ligase activity. Lineage: Eukaryota; Fungi; Ascomycota; Eurotiomycetes; Eurotiales; Aspergillaceae. Gene Ontology annotation, molecular function: ubiquitin ligase activator activity; protein binding; anaphase-promoting complex binding.
GAUUAGCGCACCCGUACCUCAGGUAACCGUUGCCAUGGGAGAAUAGAACUAUACUCUCUAUUUAUUCCCCUAUCCCUCAAGUCUUCCGAUCCAGAUUCCUUCUUCUCCUCCCAUCUUCUUCAGUUUCCUUGCUAUCUCAUAGUUGCAUAGUAUAUUGUUUAUACUUGCUGUUUUCAGUACUUUACUGUACAUCUUAAGCCAUAAUCCCGGCUGAAGGUCAUUGGAUGACCGCAUUGGCUUGACCUUACUUCUUCAACGUUACCUCUUCUGUGCCCCGGUGGCAUAAUCCUGUUCGAAUAUGGCUACUCCCACAGUAUCGACUCCGGUCAAGACCCACCAUGGAAUCUUCUCUUCAAAGACUGCUGGAGGUCGCAUGCCUCUCACACCUUCUCCACGUAUGCGAGCGGGAAGCAUGACAUCGAAUCACUCUUCACCAUUCACUCCUCCCCGUCAGCAGGAAGGCGCCAAGGACCAUGGAAAGUCUGUCUACGGGGGUAAUUUGUCCUCUUAUUUUGCCAAGUCCAUGUCCAGGGCAACCCGGAGCUACCGCGAGUCUCCCAAGUCUAACAUUGCCCGGAUUCGUAAGUCGCCUAAGCACCUAGAAAUGGGUGUCUCGGAGUGGGCUUUGGCUGGUACUGGUCCCUCAUCAUCACAGUCUCCGACAUCCAAGGAGCGAGUACGGAAAGAGGUCCCGACACGUACGACAAGAUCUGGGAAGACCACUGUUCGCAUUGCACACAAUGCUGGUGACAGAUUCAUUCCCAACCGGACCGCCAGUGAGGGACUGGCAACUGCUGGAACUGCAAAGCCCGAGGAGAGCCAACGAUCCAAGACUAGUGGCAACGAGGGCUCUACCGUUCUUGCAAGUGCCGCGAGCGCCUUCGACAUUGGUGGUCGAGGAACGGAAGACGAUAUCACCGCGGCUCUUGAGAACCUCGGCCUCGAGGAUAGCGAGACUUCCUCAACAUCAUCAUCUUCUUCGUAUACCAGACCCGCACCAGAUGCUGUAGCCUACGAAUCGUCAUUGGCUGACGCUUGCGGUGUAAAUCUGAAUACUCGAAUUCUUGCUUUCAAGCCACCGCCUCCGGAAUCGUCCAAACCCAUUGACUUGCGUGCUCAGUACAAUCGUCCCCUUAGGCCUGCUAAAUCUAAGUCGGCACAGUUCCGCAGAAGGGUUCAAACUGCUCCCGAGCGUGUUUUGGAUGCGCCUGGGCUUCUGGAUGACUACUAUCUUAAUCUCCUGGGUUGGAGUUCUGGCAACCAAGUUGCCAUCGGCCUUGAGCGGAAUGUUUACGUGUGGUCGGCAGAUACAGGGUCCGUUAGCUGCCUACUGGAGACAUCUCCGGAUACGUAUAUCAGCAGUGUCAAGUGGAGUGGCGAUGGAGCCUAUGUUGGUGUGGGCUUGGGCACCGGCGAGGUUCAGAUCUGGGAUGUCGAAGAGGGUACUAAGCUGCGAAGUAUGUUUGGCCAUGACUCUCGUGUUGGUGUCAUGGGCUGGUCUAAGCACACCUUGUCUACCGGUGCUCGCAGCGGACUUGUGUUCAACCACGAUGUCCGCAUCGCUCAGCACAAGGUAGCUGAGCUUGUAUCUCACACCUCCGAAGUCUGUGGCCUCGAGUGGCGACCCGAUGGUGCUCAGCUGGCUACCGGCGGAAAUGACAACUUGGUGAAUAUCUGGGAUGCUCGGUCUCUCAGUGCACCCAAGUUCACCAAGACCAACCACCGUGCUGCUGUUAAGGCUCUCAGCUGGUGUCCCUGGCAACUGAACUUGCUUGCCACCGGUGGUGGAUCAUACGAUCGCCAUAUUCACUUUUGGAACACCACGACGGGUGCGCGUACCAACAGCAUCGAUACUGGUUCCCAAGUCACCAGCCUGCGAUGGAGCAACCACUACCGGGAGAUUGUUAGCUCCAGUGGUUUCCCCGAUAACUCCCUGAGCAUCUGGAGUUACCCAACUCUGGUCCGCAACAUUGAGAUCCCGGCACACGAGACUCGUGUUCUGCACAGCUGCCUGAGUCCCGACGGUCAGCUUCUGGCUACCGCGGCAGCGGAUGAGAGCUUGAAGUUCUGGAAGGUCUUUGAACGCAAGCCAGGAACUAGUGCAUCGGCGUCUCGUGAGGGUGGAGUUGGAAGCAAGGCUCAAAUGACUAAAUCCAUGACUAUCCGCUAGUUUUGCUGCGUAGUUUUCUUGUACAUUUGUUUCGCUUUUCAUUGGGUACUGCGUGGAUUCUGGGUAUAUCACUGGGAGUUGGAUCACACUUGGCUGGCGUUACUUAGCUGGAGCACUGUAUUUAGGCGAGACGGUAUAUUUGGGUUAAGAUUCUUGUAUAGCACAUUAUUAGAAUUGAUGACAAACUAU